Dicrocoelium dendriticum is the source of this 327-nucleotide messenger RNA. NCBI's taxonomy places the organism in Eukaryota, Metazoa, Platyhelminthes, Trematoda, Plagiorchiida, Dicrocoeliidae. The record is from the annotation of a GenBank genome assembly.
AUGACUAACAGAGCGCUGCUGCUCGAUGCCUUUGACAACUUUUCCAAGGAGCUGAGUGAAGAAUACAAAAGAGCAAACGCUGUCCGCGUCUUUGAAUUCCAGGCUGCUAUUAAAAUACAGGCUUGGUUCCGCGCUGCUGUGUCAUUAUACAAAAAAAUUGGCGCGGUUAUUUGGGUAGAAAACGGUAUCGCUUCAUACUGUCAGAGGCAGUGCACAAAAUGCAUGCCAACGGAUAUCACAAUUGCGCAACAAAGAUCCAGAGCGCUUGGAAAGGCUACUACUCCAGAAAAUAUUAUUUCAAUUUCUACGCAAGAAAAGCUUACUUAG